AUGCCUGCCAUCCGCGCAUUCAACCCUUUCGCCUCCUCACCCGCCGUCGCCAUCGCCGCCGACACCGUGCUACCGCCGAGUCCGCAGAUCCCGACACUGAGCCUGCCGACCAUCAAUCUGACUACUGCCACAGGCGAGAAGAGCAAGAUGGAGAAAACCGAGCCAUUGACCCUCUUCCAGCCACCUACGCCCUCCGAGCAGCGACGCAUUGCACGACAACAUGCCGCCUUCGGGCCAUUGGGCUCAAAGCAGCAUCUGUACUCUUCACGAUUCGUUGGAGAGGACUUCCCUGACCCCAUUGAGGACGAGCCGCCCUACUACUACUUGAUCACAACCUACAUCUCCUACCUCAUCCUGAUCAUUUUCGGCCACGUGCGAGAUUUCUUUGGCAAGCGAUUCAGGCCAGAGCACUAUAAACAGCUCAAGGAGCACGAUGGCUACGCCCCGCUCAACUCCGAUUUUGACAACUUCUACAUUCGACGACUGCAACUGCGAAUUAAUGACUGCUUCAGACGCCCCGUCACUGGUGUUCCAGGCCGCUUCAUCACCCUGCUGGACCGCAAGAGCGACGACUACAAUCUGUCUUUCAAGCUCACAGGCACCACCACCCAGACCCUCAACAUGUCCUCCUACAAUUACCUUGGAUUUGCUCAGUCCGAGGGUGAGUGCGCGGACGAGGCUGAGAAGACCCUGCGAAAAUACGGCAUCUCCUUCUGCUCACCCAGAGCAGACAUCGGCACAUCCGACCUCCAUGUCGACGUUGAGAAGCAGGUCGCCAACUUUGUAGGCAAAGAAGCAGCCACUAUCUACUCCAUGGGAUUCGUCACCAAUGCAACCAUCUUCCCUGCACUUGUCGGCAAGGGCUGCCUCUUGAUCUCCGACCAGCUCAACCACUCUUCCAUCCGAUUUGGCGCCAGAUUGUCCGGGGCGGUCAUUGACAUGUUCAAGCAUAACGACAUGACCGAUCUUGAGCGUCUGCUUCGUGAGCGCAUCUCUCAGGGCCAGCCAAGAACACACCGUCCUUGGAGAAAGAUCUUGGUGGCCGUCGAGGGUCUGUACUCUAUGGAGGGUACCUUGGCCAACCUGCCAGGUCUCGUUGCUCUGAAGAAGAAGUACAAGUUCCACCUUUACGUCGACGAAGCCCACUCCAUUGGUGCCCUUGGCCCACGCGGACGAGGGGUAUGCGACUAUUUUGGCAUUGAUACCGCCGAAAUCGACAUCCUCAUGGGCACAUUCACCAAGUCAUUCGGUGCCAACGGGGGAUACAUUUGCAGUGACAGAGCCAUCAUUGACAAGAUCCGAGUCACCAACGCUGGCACUCUCUUUGGUGAAUGCCCAACUCCUGCUGUCCUGGCCCAGAUCAGCUCUUCGCUCAGAAUCAUCGCCGGCGAGCUCGCACCAGGCCAAGGUGAGGAGCGACUCCAACGUCUUGCCUUCAACUCGCGCUACCUUCGCCUGGGACUCAAGCGAUUGGGGUUCAUCGUCUACGGUCAUGACGAUUCUCCAAUCAUUCCACUUCUGCUCUACCACCCAGCCAAGAUCCCAGCCUUCUCUCACGAAAUGCUGAAGCGCAAGAUCGCGGUCGUUGUCGUUGGCUAUCCAGCUACUCCGCUCAUCUCUUCGCGAGCACGAUUUUGCGUAUCUGCCGCACACACCAAGGAUGACCUCGACCGACUUCUGGCAGCUUGCGACCAAGCUGGAGAGGUACUGCAGCUCAAGUUCUCCUCUGGUAUCGCGGGAGGUCAGGAACCAAUCCCAGACGGCUUCACCAACAAAGAGGAAAUGGAAGUGCGCUCAUGCUUGGAGAGUGGUGGUCAGCCAGUAGUGGAGCCACCACGAUGGAAAGUUGAGGACGUCAUUCGUAGAGGUGUCGAGGAUGUCAAGAAGCCGCUAUGCUGA
Molecule: messenger RNA, 1899 nt
Organism: Pseudocercospora fijiensis CIRAD86
Lineage: Eukaryota; Fungi; Ascomycota; Dothideomycetes; Mycosphaerellales; Mycosphaerellaceae
Exons: 2
Coding region: 1-1899 (632 amino acids)
Biological process (GO): ceramide biosynthetic process; sphingosine biosynthetic process
Cellular component (GO): serine palmitoyltransferase complex
Molecular function (GO): pyridoxal phosphate binding; serine C-palmitoyltransferase activity
Source: RefSeq, a predicted model, not a curated record